Mytilinidion resinicola is the source of this 1659-nucleotide messenger RNA. RefSeq lists its product as uncharacterized. Lineage: Eukaryota; Fungi; Ascomycota; Dothideomycetes; Mytilinidiales; Mytilinidiaceae. The coding region runs from base 471 to 1547 and encodes 358 amino acids. The record is from RefSeq and is a predicted model, not a curated record. The transcript is spliced from 2 exons.
CCUCAUCUUACCCCCUGAAAUACUCCUAGAACGGAUCCUCCCGCCCCGGCUCAAUCCUCCACAUCGUAGCCUAAUUAUUCCCCAACGCCCACACCCGCCGCUUCCAAUCCUUCACGAAGAAGUCUCUCAGGACAAGGAAAUCGUACGCAAAACUGGUGCUCUUCAAAUCGAUCGUGACGGUCCGAGUCCGGCCCUUCCACCGCACCGACUUCGACGCCUCGACCACCGCGCCUGUCGUCCUUUCGAGCAACUCCAGAUCGUAGCGCACGCAACGGCAGAAAAAGUUCCAGGCGGAUGUUGCCGCCGUAGCGGAGCAUGGUGAGCUCCAUGGCGCGGAGGACGGGGUGACCGCGCCAGGCAGGGAUGUCGGCGCGGUCGGAGAGGACCUGGGUUUCCAUAGCCCCCUUGACAACGGAGGUGGCCAUGCGAGAGAAUUGCGAGGUGGCUUCCUCGUGCGUCUGCUUGUCGAGAUGGAAGAUUUGGGCGCUGAUGAGGCCCUGUUCGGGCUGUGCGAGCGUGGAAUGGUCGUGGUAGUGCACCACCAGAUCCCAACACCACCAAUUGCUCCACCAAGGGCUAGAGCAAUUAAGCAACCACUGGGCUCACUUCAACAACUCUCUCCAUCAAGCCUAGCCAUCACACGCCAAUUAUUUCACCGAGAGUCAACAAAGUCGAGGACCUCUUCAACAAUAGCCCCAACCAAGAACCUCGCUGCCGAAUCCAAGGAUGCAUUGAAGACCGUAGCAAAUGGUUGCAUCUCCACAUCCUCCACGACCCCCAACACCGCCUCGACCAAACCCACCAUCUCGAACCUCGCGAAGCGUCGUACCCCAGCUCAACUCCCCACCCCCAAAGGCGCCUUCCCACUCAAGAACCUCCCCCGCGAGCUGCGGGACCUCAUCUACGACCACAUCCUCUGCGACUUCACCGCCGAGAUCUACGCCUUAGACUCGACCUUCCUAUCACCAGAUCACCACAGCGACAUCAUCACCGUCGCGACCACCUUAACAGCGCGAGCAGGCGAGAUCCCCUUAUUCUGCCCGCCCAUUCUCCUAGUCGACAAGCAAACCAGCGAGGAGACCACGGCCGCCAUCUCCCGCCACUCCCGCUGCAGAAUCACCGGCGAUUUCAGAACUUGCGAGCUCUUCGGCACGGAAGUGAACGCGCUCGUUAUGUUCGAGAAGCUUUAUAUCCAUAUCGGCUCGGCGAUCUUCGGCCGCCUUGGGAAGAUGGUGGAGCUGCUUGAGAAGGCGUUGCGGUUACUUUUGGAGGCGUCGGCGCAUCCGCGGUGGGAGGGGAGGGUGAGGGCGGUUGUGAUCAAUAUGUGGCCGAUUAUGGGGCGCAUCGAGCCGCAUCAUGUGGAAAAGGUUCGGAAGUUGAUUAGGUUGGUGAAGGAGCUCACGCGGUAUAAGGGGGUGAAGUGGGAGAUCGAGGGCCCGGGUCAGUGGUUGGAGAGGAAUAGCACGCCGAGGGAGAAGGGGGAAUUGGUGGAGGUCAUGAAGCCGUUCAUCAAGGGGGAUGGCCAUGGACGGUUCGGGAAUCCGUGAAGGAGUAGCUUGGUAGACUUAGCUGUCUAGGAGCCUGCGAUCUGGAUGGGUUUUGGUUGCUGGCGGAGGCGUUAAGAGUUUACCAGAUAGAUUGAAUUGAACAUAUUCUUGU